UGUGCAGUUGACGCUCAGGAAGUGGACUCAACCACCAAAGAUUCCCACAGAUCCGAUAGCGAUUGUCCCGAUGUCACAAACGUGUUCACUCCUGAGCUAAAAGGAAGAAAGAAAAAAAAAAAAGCCUGUUUCGAGUAUUUUUCUCGAAAGGGAUUACUGAGAGGAUAAUGCUGGAUGGUUGCGCUCAUGAAAUUCACCAGAGAUAUAUGCAGGCUGCUGGGACUCGGGAGCGGCCCCCCUGUCCAGCAGCAGGAGGAGCAGAUGGACUGUGGUGCCGCAAACCCUGACCCGGGCGAGGAUGCCACUUUGUCACAGGAUGCAUUAAAUGGAGAGGAGGACCUGAGUGAGGAGGAGAAGGCCAGAAGAAGGGCGGAGCGACGCAAAGCCAAGAGGAAGCGCCGUCGAAAACGCAAGAAACAGGAGCAGGUUAAGCAAAAUGAGAACCGGGAUGAUGAGGAAGAGGACGGAGGUGCAGAGUCUGAACUAGAUGACAGCGAGUCAGACGCAGAAGCUGCUGCUGAAGAUGAGAAACAACAAGUGCUGAAAGUUGAGGAACAUGAUGCAACAUCUGCUGCUUCACACAAGGAUGUGGCCGCUCCAGUCAUGUCUCCUUCAGGAAUCAAAGGACACCAGAAGACUCGAUCUACAGAAGAGGUAUUGGCUCUGGAGUUUAACACGGUUUUCAACAGUAUGCAGGAGCCAGAAUGGGACGUGAGCAGUGCCUUUUUUGCUAAUGCUGCUAGCCAUAUCAAACCCAAAGGAUCCAGCCGCAAGUCCAAAGAAAACAAAGAGAAUGAGGCCAGGAGAGAGACUAAUGGAACUGACACCAUGAACAAGAAGAGCGCCUCACUGACAGCAGAAAAAGGGAUCAAGCUGGUGCAGGAGGGGCAGUACGCACAAGCCGUCAGUAUGUUUACAGAAGCCAUCAAAUGUGACCCAAAGGAUAACAGGUUCUUUGGGAAUCGUUCCUAUUGCUACUUCUGCCUGGAGCAGUACCCUCAGGCCCUGGCAGAUGCUGAGCGCUCCCUUCAGCUGGCCCCAGACUGGCCCAAAGGAUACUUCCGGAAGGGCAGUGCUCUCAUGGGCAUGAAGCGGUACAGUGAGGCAGAGAAAGCCAUGGAGCAGGUGCUCAAACUGGAUAAAGACUGUGAGGAGGCUGUCAUUGACCUCUUUGACUGUAAAGUGCUGCAGUUAAUGGAGCUUGGUUUUGACGAAGGGCAAAGUGUCCUGCUGCUGGAGAAGUUUUCAACUGUACAAGCUGCUCUGGCAUCUUCUGACGUCGCCAGAGCUGUGAGCCAAGAUUCGUCAAUUGUGCAACCAGGAAGUCCCUGCCCGUCUUUGUGGGUUGGAAAUGUGACGACGGAGCUAACUGAGAAACAUCUACGGGACCUUUUUAAAAUGUACGGUGAGAUUGAGAGUAUCCGUGUGCUGCAUGAGAGAUUUUGUGCCUUUGUAAACUUCAAGAAUGCAAACAUGGCUGCACGUGCCAUGGAGAAACUAAAUGGUUUUUGUGUUGAGAACACACGUUUAGUGGUGCGCUAUCCUGACCGGCGCACUCAGAAAGUCCUUCCUACUCCGCUCAAGACCUGUCUGCCCGUCACACAGCAGGCAGGGGCGGCUGCAGGACCUCGACGACGUGGCCCAGUGAACGGAGACGAGUGUUACUUCUGGAGAACCACCGGCUGCCAUUUUGGGGAUAAGUGUCGCUACAAGCACAUUCCUGAUCAGAAAGGCAAGGACAGGAAGCCCUGGCAGCCUUGAACUCUACUUACUCUCCGCCCCAGUGUUGUGCAGGAAACUUGGACCCACAGACUGAGCCAAAGGAGCCGGCACUUGCUGGACCAAUUUCUCUAGGCUAAAAAAAAAUGUAUUGUAGUGAAAUGGACCAGAAUAGUUCAAGGAUCAGAGCCAAAACUCUGGCUCCAAGGCAGGGAUAGUCACUCGCAUGCAACAAAGGACUUGGAGUAUGAAGGUUUUGAUUUUAACCGGAAACUAAACUAUAUUGCUUUAAAGUACAACAUUCACCAGAGGGCAGAACAAAUCCUGCUGGUUUUCUGCUUUGUAUUGUAACCCUUCUGUGCAAACGGUGACCCAUUCCUUCUUGAAGGGAUACAAACUAACCUCACAGUCCUACACCACAACGAGGAAGUAAAACUGCCUUGGUCCUCUUUCUAAGGAAAAAGCAGUGACUGAUUUCACUCACAGCAGUAAUGAAAAGCCAAGGUUCAUCAGUGACAUUUGUGGUGACGAUCCUUCUUUAGAAGUUCCAUCACAAAUCAUUGUUCAUCCCGAAAUUAACAGCAACAUGACAUUUACGUUUUUUAAAACGGCUUAAAUCGAUCUACAUGUUAUCAGUUUGGGAUGUUUCUGAGAUGAAUGGUUUUAUUCUGUGCCAUUUCUUUAUUUAUUUUUUUGAUCGAUUGAUUGAUUGAAAUGUCAGGUGAGAAUAUCGUCAGCCCUGUAAACCAUAGGAGAGCCAGUUGCGGCUCUGAUCCUCGUGCCCAAAGCAGAAGAAAAGCUUCAAUCUCUUCCUCAGAAUAAGAAUAUGCAAAAGGAUUUCCUGGUACAUUUGCAUGGUAGACAUCGCAGCGCUUUGAGUCUAUGCAAAGAACAAAAAAAUGCAGACUCGGGCCGAAGUUGUCUGGUUUGUUUGUUUGUAUGUAAGACCCAUAUGGUAAUGUAAGUGGUAAACUUGUUGAUACUACAGGACAGUGCCUUAGAAAACGCCAUCCUCAGACACACACACGCGCGCACACACACACACACAUUCAUGACCAAGUGCGUCAUGAUGCUUUAAGCUCCUGUGAGGAACUUUUGAGUUCGUGCAUUCAUUGUGGAAAAGAAGUCUUUUAUUUGUGAAGGUUUUGUUUUCUGAUGAAAAAUCUGACCCUUUUUUCUUUUUAACAGUCAAAUGUUUCACUCAUUGAGAAUCUUAAAUAACGAUGUAGAAAUUAUAAGUCUUGUAGCUGAUAGUCUUGUUUUUUUUGUUGUAGCUCAUUAAAAGACAUCAGUAUUAAUUUAAUUCAGUUUUAUAACUAGCUAUAAUUUCCUCCCAGGAGCUUUAAAGGUCCAAAGAACUUUUGAACCUCGUGAGUCAGUGUUUGACAUUGUUAUGGGGUCUAUAUUUCAGUAUUUCAAUGAACCAAAGAAUGCUUCAUCUAAUUGCUCUGCACUGAAACCUCUUAGUUCUUUUAAGUUCAACACUAGACGGUUCAAACUCAAGUGUCUGUAUCAUCAUCUAGAUAAAAAUAAUUACAGUGCCCACCCCUGGUUUAAGUCCACACUACGUUCACUUGCAAACCAUAUACAACAUAGUGAUUAUUUAUUUUCCUAUUUAUGCCUUUGUUUUUUUUUGUUUUUUUACAACAAACGUACCUUAAUUUACUGGUCUUUUUGUCUCUACACUUUAUAGAAGGUGAAAGAAACAUAUUUCUACAAGUCCACUCUUGGGCUUUCUUUCUGGCAUUAAGAAGCCAGCAUCACUUUCCCCUGCUGCACUUCUACUUUUCUCGCAAUCACUUUCUGUCUCGUUGCAAAAACAUGUGAAAAAGGAAUUGGACAGCACUUGUGGGGUAAGUCAGCGUAUGACUGGUGCUGUUUACUGUUGUUGCUCAGUUCAUUUAGGCAUGCAAACUAAUUAAAUGUGUAGGAUUUUACCAUUUCACAUUUAGAUUUCAUCUUAAAGUUAUUUUAAAAGUUAUAAAAGGUUUUCCCUGAGUAACAUUUUUAUUUUCUUGGUAUGUUUAAGUCCUACCUGUUUGUACCUUUUUUUUCAAACUGUUUCAGGAAAUGCAUUUUUAAUUUUGAUGUCAACUUCAAGAACGAGCACUGCAAUCCUGUUAAUCUUCCAAAUAUUUUUAAUACCGUCGUUACUGCACUGCAAAAAAAAUCUUUUGUAUUUAAUAAAUAUAUUUGAACCACCUA
This is a messenger RNA of Labrus bergylta (ballan wrasse), 3924 nucleotides long. RefSeq lists its product as uncharacterized. Gene Ontology annotation, molecular function: RNA binding; metal ion binding; protein binding. Lineage: Eukaryota; Metazoa; Chordata; Actinopteri; Labriformes; Labridae. The record is from RefSeq and is a predicted model, not a curated record.